Messenger RNA from Lentinula edodes (shiitake mushroom), 2190 nucleotides. RefSeq names its product Mechanosensitive ion channel-domain-containing protein. Gene Ontology annotation, cellular component: membrane. The coding region runs from base 1 to 2190 and encodes 729 amino acids. Gene Ontology annotation, molecular function: calcium ion binding; calcium channel activity. The transcript is spliced from 7 exons. NCBI's taxonomy places the organism in Eukaryota, Fungi, Basidiomycota, Agaricomycetes, Agaricales, Omphalotaceae. The record is from RefSeq and is a predicted model, not a curated record. Gene Ontology annotation, biological process: calcium ion transmembrane transport; intracellular calcium ion homeostasis.
AUGCUCAAAGAGCACGACUAUGCUCCCAAUGUUCCUCCUCUGUCCACAAUACCCAGCUCAACAACUCACACUGACGGAGCCCAUUCAGACACUGACUCUACCGACACAGCGACCAAUUCUGACGACGAAUUCAACUGGGACGAGGACGAAGACCCUUCGACGCCAAAGAGUUAUGAGAAAACAAAGGCGAAACGUGGAAGAGCCAUUUAUCUUGCAUUCAUGAAAUUGGCCAGGCCGGUCCGGGUGUUCCUACUGGGUGCUUUAGGCGCAGGGAUCCUAAUCACACCAUUGAUUGUUGUCCAACUCAGAUUCAAGAGCAACCCGGUUAGACCUCAAGUUCACGUAUGGAGCCUAUGGCUUAGCAUUAUCUGGGCAGCUGGUUGUGUGACCUACCUCGUAGUCGACGCUAUUCCAAGUCUCGUUAUUGCUUUUGUUGUGUUAUUCGGUGGACAGGUAGAACGUCUGAAGAUUCAACUAGAGCUCACUCUCGCCGUCUCUGGCUGGCUUAAACUUGCUCUGGAUAUAUCAUGGGCAUGGAUAUCACUUUCCGUGCUUCGUUCUGUCUACGAACCUUCAGGUCAUUAUUGGGUCAUCGUCAAUCGCGUCAUGCAGGCCCUUUUCUCAUUUGGCAUACUUCUUCUGGCCGAAAAGCUUUGUCUCCAAUUCAUCGCGAUCAACUUCCACCAAAAGGCCUUGGCAGAUCGUCUGUCGGAAAACAGACUCGGACUAAGAGCACUAGAUCGUUUAUCAAAUGCUCAACCUGUUAUUCCUGGAAGGAAAAAGGCGCAUGCAAAGAGGGGGCAUAAAAGUCUAGGCGGUAGCGUCGACUUGAAUCACGCAAUGAAUAACGAGAACGGAUCCCCAGCUAGAGAGAAACAUCAUCGUAAUUCCCGAUCAGCGGAGCGGAAGAGACGGAGAAAGGCUAUGGCUAGUAUCAUCGUCGAUCAGGUUUCUGGUGCUAUUGGCCAAGUCGCUCUCAAAAACAGUAAAUUCAAUCGUGAAAACGAAUUUGGCAGCUUGUCUUCAGCGAGGAGAUUAGCACGAAAACUUUUCAGUGCACUAGGGGACAAAAGAGAUUUCUUAGUCGUCGAAGACUUUGAGCCCUACUUUCGUACCACUGCCGAGGCUCACGAAGCAUUCCAUCUCUUUGACAAGGAUGGUAACGGAGAUAUAUCCAAACGUGAAAUGCGUGAAGCCGUCCAACGAAUCUAUCGUGAACGUAAAGACCUCGUCACUUCCCUUAAAGACGCUGGUUCGGCCGUGGCCAAGCUCGACGCAGUCAUGAUUGGUCUUGUCCUUAUCGUCUUGAUUUUCGUGUGUCUGUUAAUCUUCAACCCGAGUGAUACCAUCGAAAGUCUCGUCCCGAUGGCGACCAUCGUGGUUGGGUUCAGUUUCAUCUUUGGGAAUUCGGCCGCGACGUUGUUCCAAAGUUUACUAUUCAUCUUCUCUACCCAUGUCUUUGAUGUGGGGGAUCUGGUGAUGAUCGAUGACCAGUAUCUGUUCGUGAAAGAAUUUGGGCUGUUCUCCACGGUCUUCCGCCGUGUGGACGGGCAAGAAAUCAUUGCUCCUAAUUCUCUGCUCGCUAGUUCGAAGUUGGUGCACAAUAUUAGGCGAAGUGGUUCAAUGGCCGAAACGACUGAACUCGAGGUAGCGUACGAUACCCCUCUCGAAGUGAUCGAAGAGCUGCGGACACGCAUAAUUCAAUAUGCAAACGACAACAACAGGGAGUGGGCUAGUGCGGCCUUGAAUAUCGACAAAAUGGAGUACAUGAAUGCGAUUUAUCUGACUGUUGCCGUGGAACACAGACCGAAUUGGCAAGAUUGGGGUGGGAGAUGGACACGGCGAAAUGCGUUUAUGAAGUUCCUCAAAGGAGUGCUAGAGGAACUUGACGUCAAAUAUAUGAUGCCCACUCAACCAGUGUUAUUGCCUUCCUAUGCUCAAGCAACAAAUAACCCGACUCCCUUCAACAACAGUUCGACUGCGGUAAACCGCCAACCCAGCUCGCCUUCUAGGAUGAGGAUGCCCCAGCCGCGAACCAGAACAGAGAGUGUGAGGAGCGGGAGGAGUGCAAGAUCGAUGCAAGAGCAGCAAGAGAUGAUGGGUAACGCCGGAACAUUCAGUGGGAACAGAGGUUUUUUGCGGGCGCCGGGGCAGGGAACACUGAGGAGCGACUUGGAUAGUACAUUUUAA